Molecule: messenger RNA, 636 nt
Organism: Delphinapterus leucas (beluga whale)
Lineage: Eukaryota; Metazoa; Chordata; Mammalia; Artiodactyla; Monodontidae
Source: RefSeq, a predicted model, not a curated record
AUGAUAUUUAAAACAAGUAACCCAUGCACCAUGAGUAAACUUUUCAAAUGUGAGAUCUGGCUCUGUCAUUCUACUGGUAGCGGAUGCUUUGGUGCACCCUCAGCCUACUUCUGGUUUCAGCCACAGCUGUGGUGGACAGUUCCAGGCAUGCUGGCGGGAUUCACCUCCUGUACCACUGUAUGCACAACACUUUUCUGCCUCUGGGUUUCUCCGAAAGCCUUGAACCUUGUCCAAGUGCAAGUUCAGCCCAGAAAGUCUUUAUGUCUAUCCUCUGGAAAUAUUUGGGCUUUCAUCUUAUACCAAGACCAGAAUCUCGUCGACCUGCUGGUGGUUUUUAAAGAGUCCGUGCUUUUAAGCGCUGUUACCUACUGGGCCGGCGUCGGCGGUCAAAGAGGGGGAGAAAAAGCCAUUUGUUCCCUGUUUAAGCUAACUGGUCCAGAGAGCUGUGAAUGUGCUCCACCACCGCUGGGAGAACCGAAAUCGCGGAGGCCUGAAGCGUUUCAAAAUGGAACGGUUAGGGUUUUUAAGCUGCUCAGGAGAGGUGUUCGCGACGUGACAGCUGAUGGUCUCCGGGCUCUGAUGUCCCCCCUCCCGGUUGGCUCACCAUCAUUAAUCGCCUCCUCGUCUCCAGGUUAG